Molecule: messenger RNA, 2547 nt
Organism: Pipistrellus nathusii (Nathusius's pipistrelle)
Lineage: Eukaryota; Metazoa; Chordata; Mammalia; Chiroptera; Vespertilionidae
Source: the annotation of a GenBank genome assembly
AUGCUGCUAACUAAGGAUCUCAUCUGGACUUUGUUUUUCCUGGGAACUGCAGUUUCUCUGCAGGUGGACAUUGUUCCCAGCCAGGGCGAAAUCAGCGUUGGAGAGUCCAAGUUCUUCUUAUGCCAAGUGGCAGGGGAGGCCAAAGAUAAAGACAUCUCCUGGUUCUCCCCCAAUGGAGAAAAGCUCACCCCAAACCAGCAGCGGAUCUCAGUGGUAUGGAAUGAUGACUCUUCUUCCACCCUCACCAUCUACAACGCCGACAUUGAUGAUGCCGGCAUUUACAAGUGUGUGGUCACUGGCGAGGACGGCAGUGAAUCAGAGGCCACAGUCAACGUGAAGAUCUUCCAGAAGCUCAUGUUCAAGAAUGCACCAACUCCCCAGGAGUUCAGAGAGGGGGAAGAUGCAGUGAUUGUGUGUGAUGUGGUCAGCUCUCUACCCCCAACCAUCAUCUGGAAACACAAAGGCCGAGAUGUCAUCCUGAAAAAAGAUGUCCGAUUCAUAGUCCUGUCCAACAACUACCUGCAGAUUCGGAACAUCAAGAAAACAGAUGAGGGUACUUACCGAUGUGAGGGCAGGAUCCUGGCACGGGGGGAGAUCAACUUCAAGGACAUUCAGGUCAUUGUGAAUGUACCGCCCACCGUCCAGGCCAGGCAAAGCAUCGUGAAUGCCACCGCCAACCUCGGCCAGUCUGUCACCCUGGUGUGUGAUGCUGAAGGCUUCCCGGAGCCCACCAUGAGCUGGACAAAGGAUGGGGAUCUGAUAGAGAAUGAGGAAGACGAGAAGUAUGUCUUUAGUGACGACAGUUCGGAACUGACCAUCAGGAGGGUGGAUAAGAACGAUGAGGCUGAGUAUGUCUGCAUCGCCGAGAACAAAGCUGGAGAGCAGGACGCGUCCAUCCACCUCAAAGUUUUUGCAAAACCCAAAAUCACUUAUGUAGAGAACCAGACCGCCAUGGAACUAGAGGAGCAGGUCACUCUUACCUGUGAAGCCUCAGGAGACCCCAUUCCCUCUAUCACCUGGAGAACUUCCACCCGAAACAUCAGCAGCGAAGAAAAGCAGACUCUGGAUGGGCACAUGGUGGUGCGCAGCCACGCCCGUGUGUCCUCCCUGACCCUGAAGAGCAUCCAGUACACAGACGCUGGAGAGUACAUCUGCACCGCCAGCAACACUAUCGGCCAGGACUCCCAGUCCAUGUACCUCGAAGUACAAUAUGCCCCCAAGCUGCAGGGCCCCGUGGCUGUGUACACCUGGGAGGGGAACCAGGUGAACAUCACCUGCGAGGUGUUUGCCUACCCCAGUGCCACAAUCUCAUGGUUCCGAGAUGGUCAGCUGCUGCCAAGCUCCAACUACAGCAACAUCAAGAUUUACAACGGCCCCUCUGCCAGCUACCUGGAGGUGACUCCGGACUCUGAAAAUGAUUUUGGAAACUACAACUGCACCGCAGUGAACCGCAUUGGACAGGAGUCUCUGGAAUUCAUCCUUGUCCAAGCAGACACCCCAUCUUCACCAUCCAUCGACCAGGUGGAGCCAUACUCUAGCACAGCACAGGUGCAGUUUGAUGAGCCAGAGGCCACAGGUGGGGUGCCCAUCCUCAAAUACAAGGCUGAGUGGAAAGCAGUGGGUGAGGAAAUGUGGCACUCCAAGUGGUACGAUGCCAAGGAAGCCAGCAUGGAGGGCAUCGUCACCAUCAUGGGCCUGAAGCCUGAGACCACGUAUACGGUGCGACUGGCAGCCCUCAACGGCAAGGGUCUGGGUGAGAUCAGCGCAGUCUCCGAGUUCAAGACGCAGCCAGUCCGGGAACCCAGCGCUCCUAAGCUCGAAGGGCAGAUGGGAGAGGAUGGCAACUCCAUCAAGGUGAACCUGAUCAAGCAGGACGACGGCGGCUCCCCCAUCAGACACUACCUGGUCAAGUACCGAACGAAGCUCUCCUCCGAGUGGAAACCAGAGAUCAGGCUCCCGUCCGGCAGUGACCACAUCAUGCUCAAGUCCCUGGACUGGAAUGCUGAGUAUGAGGUCUACGUGGUGGCCGAGAACCAGCAGGGGAAGUCCAAGGCGGCUCAUUUCGUGUUCAGGACCUCGGCGCAGCCCACAGCCAUCCCAGCCAACGGCAGCCCCACCGCAGGCCUGAGCACCGGGGCCAUCGUGGGCAUCCUCAUCGUCACCUUUGUCCUGCUCCUGGUGGUCGUGGACAUCACCUGCUACUUCCUGAACAAGUGUGGCCUGCUCAUGUGCAUCGCCGUCAACCUGUGUGGCAAGGCGGGGCCCGGAGCCAAGGGCAAGGACAUGGAGGAGGGCAAAGCCGCCUUCUCAAAAGAUGAGUCCAAGGAGCCCAUCGUGGAGGUGCGCACGGAGGAGGAGCGGACCCCAAAUCACGAUGGAGGGAAGCACACAGAGCCCAACGAGACCACGCCGCUGACAGAGCCUGAGAAGGGCCCAGUAGAAGCAAAGUCUGAGAGCCAGGAGACAGACACGAAGCCAGCACCAGCCGAAGUGAAGACGGUCCCCAACGACGCCACACAGACAAAGGAGAACGAGAGCAAAGCGUGA